Messenger RNA from Daldinia loculata, 1185 nucleotides. RefSeq names its product EF-hand. The coding region runs from base 373 to 897 and encodes 174 amino acids. The record is from RefSeq and is a predicted model, not a curated record. Gene Ontology annotation, molecular function: enzyme regulator activity; calcium ion binding. Lineage: Eukaryota; Fungi; Ascomycota; Sordariomycetes; Xylariales; Hypoxylaceae. The transcript has 8 exons.
AGGCAAUGUCUUGGGAUCGAUGGCUUUUAUAUUUCUAAUGAUACUCGAAAUCCAUUAUGUCUUCAGCUAAUUACAUUAGCCCCUCUAGGCAACAUUCAUACUUCUCCAGGUUACUUCUAGAACUUCUUGGAAAGCAAAUUGCGGCCUCUCAUUUAUUAUCAACCCUAUUGACAGUCGUUUACCUAUGGCUACCUAUUUAGGUUGGGCCUUUCCCGGUAUGUUCUGGAACUCAAACAACUCUAUCGAUACCUCGUCAUAUUGUCCCCAGCCUUACGACAAUUGUAGAUUGAAUUACUAUCGUGGCGCGAGGACGUUGAAUUAAUCUUUCACGUUAAAAAGGUACAUACCCCUCAUCAGAAAUCCUACUUGGAAAUGUAUUUCGAACAGGAGUUUGUUUCAUCCAAAUCAUUACUAUCUGCUCGACAACUGUCACCGGAUGAAAUUCAAGUCUUCAAAGAGCUCUUUGACUCCUAUGACACAGACAAGGGCGGCAACAUAAGUGUGGAAGAAUUUGCGAAAGUAAUGUCUCAGAGUCCCGGAAAGCAGCCAACGGCAGAUGAAGUGCAGCAAAUCAUCAGAGAGGUUGAUCUCGACGGUGAUGGAACUAUCAACUUCAAUGAGUUCAUCACGAUGAUGACAGGCCAGACGUACCCCCCAGUAGACGAAAAGGUCGACUAUGCUAAAGCAUGGAAGCAAUUUGAGCCCUCCCUCAAGAGCUCAAUUACACAAAGCCAAUUCCGGCAACUCGUAGCGGGAUUAGGAGAGGCUAUCGGCGACGUUGAAAUUGAUCAAAUAAUCAAUAACGUAGAUGGAGAAGGCAAAAUCACUUUCCAAGAGUUUGAAAAUUUCAUGAAGAAUAGGAGUCUGGUGGAUGAGAUCGUGAAUGGGUAUCAGUGAUGGGCUUGAUAUAAUGCCACAGAUGGCUAAAAGUGAUGAUUUGAUAUAUGGUAUUGAUGACCCGAAGCUUAUCCUUCGGUGGCAUUGUUAUCACUGCACCUGUAGAAGGAAGAAAAUCUACGUAUCCGGCAAGACUCCUAUAUCUAAUUCUACUCCAUCAUAGCCUCUGUGAAGAUAUAGAUCAUUGGAAACACAAGGCCGAACCCACCGACACUACUAACGGAAAACUUUACUUAACCAGACUAGUUUAAUCCUCUUCACUUGAACCAUCUGCCUCCUCUUCUUUGG